Molecule: messenger RNA, 3010 nt
Organism: Drosophila willistoni
Lineage: Eukaryota; Metazoa; Arthropoda; Insecta; Diptera; Drosophilidae
Product: probable RNA-binding protein 19
Exons: 4
Coding region: 130-2919 (929 amino acids)
Cellular component (GO): ribonucleoprotein complex; nucleus; cytoplasm
Molecular function (GO): mRNA binding
Source: RefSeq, a predicted model, not a curated record
CGCGGUCAUUAUCCAACAUUGUUGUCUUUCGGCACUACACGUGCCCGCGUGCAAUUCGUAAACAAAAUGCAAAUGCAAUAUAUAAAUUAAAAUUUUGCAACCACAAUUCGACAAUAACUGCCAUAAAAAAUGUCUCGCAUUAUAGUUAAGCAUUUGCCCAAGCAUAUCACCGAGGAGAAACUGCGCAACAUAUUUGGUACGAAGGGAGUCAUUACAGAUUUGCAAUUAAAAUACACGGUCGAUGGUAAAUUUCGGCAAUUUGGUUUUAUUGGCUACAGUAGUGAGGAAGAGGCCCAGGCGGCUAUUAAACAUUUUCACAACACAUGCAUCCAGACGAGUCGUGUCCAUGUGGAAUCCUGCGCAGCAUUAGGCAGUGAAGAAAAGCCGCAGUCCUGGAGCAAAUAUGCUAAAGAUAGUAAAAAGAACUUGGACAUUGCAAAGGCAGAAAAGGAGAAGGAAAUUGCAGCGGACAAGUUAAAAGCCAAGGAAAAGAAGACAAAAGAAAAGAAACGCAACAAGGUCGAUGAAAUACUGGGCGAGCAUAAAGAUGAUCCAGCGUUUCAGGAGUUUAUGCAGGCUCAUGACAAAACGCGCUCUCUGUGGGCCAAUGAUGCAGGACUUGCAGAAAAGCGGGAUGACGACGAUCAAGACGACAAUGAGGAGGAGGAAGAGGAGAAUAAGGAUGUAGAUCCAAAACCAAGUAUUGGACGCGAUGACAGCGGUGUGGAUGCUGAUGCUGGCGAAGAUGAAGAAGAAGAAGAUGAGCAACCAGUUGAAAAGUUAGCCGAGAAACCCAUUAGUGAUUUAGAGUACAUGAAAUCUUUAAUGGCAACACCAAGUACCAGUAAAACAUCCACAGCCGUCACAACAAAGAAGGCCAAACCAGACAAAUCCAAUUUGGAGCUGUUCACCAUCAAGAUACACAAUGUUCCGUACAAUACUAAACGGCAGGAGGUCCUUAAAUUCUUCAAGCCCCUUAAGCCGUAUUCCGUUCGUUUGCCUGGUAAAGUACACGGCUUUUGUUAUGUUGGAUUCAAGACAGAGAAGGACAUGGCCAAGGCCAUGCUGAAGAACAAAAGUUUCAUCAAAGGUAAACAGGUCUUUUUCUCCGAUUUUACGGAAAAGAAUAAAGUGACGAAAGCCAAUAAGGAGGGAAGAACAAUAACAACAACAAAAUCGGAUGGCGACACAGGAAAAAUGGGCAAAUGGAAACAGCAGCAAGAUAGUCUUCAAACAGAGGAUAAUAUAUCGGAAUCGGGACGCAUCUUCUUUCGCAAUUUGGCCUACACCAUCACGGAAACAGAUCUACAAAAACUAUUUGAACAAUUUGGUCCAGUGGUGGAGAUUAAUUUACCAGUGGACAAGAUAACUAGAAAGAUUAAGGGCUUUGGCACGGUGACCUAUAUGAUGCCAGAACAUGCCCUGAAAGCCUUUAAUUCUCUUGAUGGCAGCGAUUUUCAUGGCCGACUGCUCCACUUGCUGCCCGGCAAGGAGCUAGACAAGGAUGGCGACAAAGAGGACAUGGAUGAAAAUGACGCGAGUCUAUCGUUUAAGCAGAAAAAGGCUCUGAAGCUUAAGAAGAGUGCCCAGAAACCCAUUGGAUGGAAUACAUUAUUUUUGGGUGCCAAUGCCGUGGCAGAUAUAUUGGCCAAACAGUUUAAGACAUCCAAGGAGCACAUUCUGGACACCAGUCAAGGUGGCAGUAGUGCUGCCGUUCGCCUAGCUCUGGGUGAAACACAGAUUGUUAUGGAAAUGAAACAGUUUCUAGAACAGGAGGGAGUCCGACUCAGCGCAUUCGAUGGGGUGAAUCAGAAGCGUUCCAAGACUGUGAUAGUGGCCAAAAAUCUGCCUGCUGGCACCGAGGUUUCCGAAUUAAGUCCCGUCUUUAGCCGUUAUGGGCCCAUUGGACGAAUUGUUCUGCCACCCAGCGGAGUGACGGCUCUAAUUGAGUACUGUGAUGCCUCCGAGGCACGGCAGGCCUUUAAGAAGCUAGCCUACAGCAAAUUCAAGGAUGCUCCACUAUUUCUCGAAUGGGCUCCAGAUGAGACAUUUACCGUUAGUCUCAAUGGAGAAGCCAUAAUACCCAAAUCUGAACCCAAACUAGAACCCGAACCGGAACCAGCGAAAGGAAAAGGGAAGACUGAACCAGUGGCUGAAGAUGCUGACGAUGAACCUGAACCAGAGACAACAAUCUUUUUGCGUAAUCUUAACUUCAAGACCGUACAGGAGACAGUUUGGGAGCAUUUUCGUCAUUUGGGCACAAUACAUACAGUGGAGAUAGCAAGACGUGCCGAUCCACAGAAUCCCCGCCAUUCCACCUCACUGGGCUAUGGUUUUAUACAGUUUAAGAAGCAUUCGGUUGCCGAGAAUGCUCUCAAGAAUAUGCAAAUGACCACCAUUGAUGGUAACUCGGUGGAACUCAAACGCAGCGAUCGUGUGCUCAAAACUCAGGAACAAGAAAGUUCACGUCGCCGCCAGGGAUCCCAGAAGAAGCAAACAGGUACCAAAAUCCUGGUACGCAACAUACCCUUUCAGGCUCAGUAUCGGGAAGUGCGCGAUAUUUUCAAGGCCUUUGGGGAAUUGACGUCUCUGCGCAUACCCAAAAAGAUGGCACCCGGCGAGGAUGCCCAUCGUGGUUUUGGUUUCGUUGACUUUGUGACGAAAGCAGAUGCAAAGAGAGCGUUCGAUGCACUGAGUGCCAGUACCCAUUUGUAUGGUCGCCGUCUUGUGCUCGAGUGGGCCACACACGAGGAACAUGACGAUGUGGAGGAGCUGCGCAAGCGGACAGCCAUUAAAUUUGACGCUAAUCAAAUGGCAACGAAUGCCAAGCGAAGUCGUCGUGCCUUCUUCGAUGUGGAAUCCAACAUCCCGCAAUCGGCCAACAAUGAUGAUGAUGAUGAUAAUGAUGGGGACAUGUAAAACAUUUCGAUAAUAGCCACAGAAUGUAUAUUAUUACACUUACUAGUUAGUUAAUUAAUAAAUAAAAACGUGUUUUAUUUAAUUCAGAAAA